CUUCAAUAAAUAAUUAGCAGAUGAACUUCCGUGUGCGUAAAGUCGUUGCUGCUUCCGCGUCAUGUGAAGUUCCCCUGUUGGCUGGACGGUCCACUGCUGCCAGGAACUAACUAUCAGUACAAUGCCUGCGAUUCCAGAGGAGUUAGCGACGCUCAUUUCAGACGUAGAAUGUUUCCUAGGAGAAGGAUUAAAAGGGGAAAAUCUAAGCAAGAAGGCAAAAGAGAAGAGGGAUGCCUUCAUCAAACGGAUUAAAGAGGUCAAAUUGGGUUUCCCGCAUGAUUUCAAGGACAAAAGUGGAGAUGACUCAGAUGAUGAUGAGGAAGUUGACAGCAACAAUGAAGGAGGGUCGCUGCAGUCAGAGCGCACAGACAAGGACGAAGAUGCCUUGGAUGGUGCCCAGCAGUCCCCACCUGUGGCGGCUCAGGACCUGCCGUCUGUCUUUAAAGCGGGAUACCUUGAGAAGCGCAGAAAGGAUCACAGCUUUUUUGGCACCGAGUGGCAGAAGAGAUGGUGCGCUCUGAGCCAUCACACCUUCUACUAUUAUGGCCAUGAGAAAGACAAACAGCAGAAGGGGGAGUUCAGUAUCGAUGGCUACACCGUCAAGAUGAACUGCGCCUUACGGAAGGACUCAAAGAAAGACUGUAGCUUCGAAAUCACGGCUCCAGACAAGCGAGUCUAUCAGUUUAGUGCGUCAACGGCGAAAGAGGCGGAGGAAUGGGUGAAACAAGUAGACUUUGUCUUGAGAGAUAUGACAGGCAUCAUCCCAGAAGAGGAUGACGAGGAACAGGAAGUGUAUGAUGAUGUUGGAGCUAUAGAAGAUACAGCUGAGUCUGCGCCGAUCGAUGAAGACAUCUAUGAAGAGCUCCCAGAGGAGGACAUGCCCACUCCUGCUAAGCCUCCUCCAAAAGUGGAACCAGCCAGCAAACCUGCUCCUCCUGCUUCAGUUGAUAAGAGCACAGACUACCCAAACUUCUACCAGGGCUUAUGGGACUGUGCAGGGGACCACCCAGACGAGUUGUCCUUCAAGCGUGGAGAUGCCAUCUACAUCCUGAGCAAGGAGUACCAGAACUUUGGCUGGUGGGUCGGAGAGAAGAAUGGGAACAUAGGAAUCGUCCCCAAAGAGUUCCUGAUGGAGCUUUACGCUCUAUAAAUACACACCAUGAUCAUUUCCUCCCAUAUCCACUGUAAGAGACUGAUGACUGGAUGAAACUGACUGAAAUACAUAUUUAAGAGUAUUUUUCUACAGUAUCUGCAUGUUGCACUGCUUGUUUAUAUUUAUUUCCUACCUUAGAUACAGUUUUCCCUCACCAUUUCAUGCGCUGCUUUUGGCGAAUUUGUUAUUUGCAAAUGGCAAGAUAAAUAAAGGUUUACACAUAUCUGUUG
Molecule: messenger RNA, 1383 nt
Organism: Sebastes umbrosus (honeycomb rockfish)
Lineage: Eukaryota; Metazoa; Chordata; Actinopteri; Perciformes; Sebastidae
Gene: skap2
Product: src kinase associated phosphoprotein 2
Exons: 13
Coding region: 122-1150 (342 amino acids)
Cellular component (GO): cytoplasm; plasma membrane
Molecular function (GO): protein binding
Source: RefSeq, a predicted model, not a curated record